AUGGUGUCUAAAUCAGUAUCAGCGCAGAAAUCCGAGCAGAAAAAGUACAAGCAAUCUAAACAUGCUCGCUAUGAUGCCAAGAUCAAUCGUAUCAAGCACAAAUGCCGAUCAGAACUCGACUUGUUCAAUUGGCAAAAGUGGAAAUUCCAUGAAAACGACUACUGGAUUGACUCUUUCGUCGAUACACUCAAACGAAUCGAUUAUCGAAACACAUCCAAGUCAGAAUUCGUCAAGCAGUAUGAAACAAAAAACAUACCUGUGAUGAUUACCCAUGUCACAGAUCACUGGAAAGCCAACAAACAUUGGACAGAAGAGUACUUGUUGAAGCACUAUGGAUCCCAUCUAUUUAAAGUAGGAGAUGACGAUGACAAUAAGAAUGUCUACAUGAAAAUGAAGCAUUUCUUGCACUACUCUAGUCAUGAUGGACUCAAGGACGACUCGCCUCUUUAUAUAUUUGAUAGCGGAUUCUACAAGGCAUCAAGAUCUAAAAAGAAGAACUCUUUACUAGACGAUUAUCAAGUGCCAAAGUACUUUGAAGAAGAUUUGUUCAAAUUGACAGGUGGAAGACGACCUCCUUAUCGAUGGCUGGUUAUUGGAGGGGCUCGAAGUGGUACAGGUAUUCACAAAGAUCCUCUUGGCACAUCCGCAUGGAAUUCGCUAGUGAAAGGACACAAACGAUGGUGCUUAUUUCCACCCAACACUCCUAAAGAACUCUACGAUCCACCCAUGAAACCUUACGACCAUGAAGGCGUAUCUUGGUUUGAUCAAGUGUAUCCUCGAUUCAAGAGACGGCUUGCAGAUGGACAGACAUUGGGAGAGAAAUGGGGCAUGGUUGAAGUACUGCAAAAACCAGGGGAGACAAUCUUUGUGCCUGGCGGAUGGCCACAUGUGGUGAUGAAUCUGGAUUUGACAGCUGCUGUCACACAAAACUUUUGCUCAUCGACCAAUGCCGAGUAUGUGUAUCUGUCCACACGACAUAGUAGACCCAAGCUUGGCCAAAAGCUGUAUAGAGAGAUUCAAAAAUUGGGCGAAUAUGAACCUGAAAAAUACGCUCAUGUUGCAAAAUCCUUAGAAGCAACGCAAUAUAUACCUCAAAUACCACCCAGCAGCAGCAGCAGUGGUAGCAGUAGUACUUCCAGCAGUAGUAGCAGUAGUAGCGGCAGUAAUAGCAGUUUUGAAAACAACCAAAGCGUGUUGGUAUCAGCCAAAAAGAAGAGAAAGUUUAUUAUGGUCAGUUCUACAGACUCAGAAACAGAUAGAGAAGAUGGUACAUGUAUGUGCAAGAAAUGUAAAUUUAGAAGAAAGAGAAGGAUGGCGAGAAAGAACGCUGCUGAUUAA
This is a messenger RNA of Mucor velutinosus, 1338 nucleotides long. RefSeq lists its product as uncharacterized. Lineage: Eukaryota; Fungi; Mucoromycota; Mucoromycetes; Mucorales; Mucoraceae. The coding region runs from base 1 to 1338 and encodes 445 amino acids. Gene Ontology annotation, cellular component: cytoplasm; nucleus. The record is from RefSeq and is a predicted model, not a curated record. The transcript is spliced from 4 exons. Gene Ontology annotation, molecular function: histone H4R3 demethylase activity; P-TEFb complex binding. Gene Ontology annotation, biological process: phagocytosis.